GGGGUUUUAAGCUGUAAAACAAAUAUGAGCUUUAGCACCAAUUGAGAAUCAAAAUUCGUUACUAAGCAUUACGAACACGAUUUAAGAGAGAUACUUGUUAUAUCAGGGUAGCUUUUUUUAGAUGUACAUAAAACUAAAUGGUUUAAAUGGAAUAUUUACAAGAAUGGUUAAACUCUGAAGGUUACGCUAAGUUCAAAGAAGCUGUAAAAAUAAAUUGUGAACCAGCUAAUGAAUCUGAGCCAUAUUUCUUUAAGUAUAAAGCUCGGGGUAUAUUAAAAACGUUGAAAGAGAAGAUUGAAGAAGACUUUAAAAAUGUAUAUAAUAAUUCUAAUAUUAAAAAUAAUGAUAGUUUUGAUUGCAACCAAAAAGAAAUAAUAGAAGUUUUAGAUGUUAAUGAUUUAUUGGCCGAAUUAUGUUAUGAACUUGGUUUAAAUUUUAUAGAAUGUGAGGAAGUAAGCACAGGAGAAGAAUACCUUUCAAAAUGUAUAGAAUAUUUUGAAACUGAAAACAAUUUUAAAUUGACUAGUCUUCAAUUAGCAGCUUACAACCAAUUAGGGAUACUAUGGUCAAAUCGCUCGUGUCAUGACAAAGCUUUUGAUUACCUUAAAAAAGCAGAAUCUCUCUAUGAAAAAAAUGAGAAAACGUUGUAUCUUAGUUAUUUAGACUUUCACAAUAUAUGGAAACCUUCAGAAGAAAAAUCCAGUUAUUUAGAAAGCAAGGCGUAUUAUGAAAGUCUACAUACCUUAACUUUAUAUUAUUUAGCUCAGGUUCUUGGACAUUUAGGAAAACCUAAAGAAUCUGCUAUGUAUUGCCACAUUACAUUAGUUCGUCAGAUGAACACAAAGCAGUAUGAUCCUUUAGACUGGUCCCUUUGUUGUGCAACCUUAUCACAGUAUUACAUCACAAAAGAUGAGUAUAAAUUUGCAAGAUAUUGCCUAUCUUGUGCUGAACAUAUUAAUAAAGAAGUCUUUGUAAAGUUUGAUGCUGAAGAAUUUUCUCAAGAAAGCGAAAGAGAGCAUUCAAAAGAGAAAAUCUUGAAGUCCAGAGCUGAUAUCAAAAGAUGCUGGUUAAAGUAUACUUUAAAUUUGCUGAAGUCAUCAUGUGAGAAGUUAUUUGAAGUUAGAGAGCGAAAUAAUGAAAACCAGACCUUGGAUGACACUUCUGAUAAAGAAAAUAAGUUGAAGUUUGGUGACUUAGAAGUUUCAGUAUACGAAGAACAAGUCACAGAUUUGUUUGUUAGUAAUUAUACUGAUGCAAAGAAGUUGUUUAACUUUUUCAAUCUCUGUCUUCAAUCUGCUAAAGAGUUCUAUAAGCUUGAUGGUUAUGUUUCUGAUUACACUGAAAUAACUCAGGAUUUUAGUCAGUUUUACAAGAAUUUGGCUCUCUUUGAUGACGAUUUUGAAAAUAGAUGCAAAAUGCACAAGCGUCGCAUUGACAUGUUGAAACCAAUCUUACUUGAACUCAACCCACAACAUUUUUUACAAAUUUGUCGACAAUUAACAUUUGAAAUUGCAGAAUGUUACACUGAAAUGGCAGAUUUAAAACGGAAGAUUCUUGAGGAGAAUACUGAUAAGUUUUCUUCAAAGGCUGUUCGAAAAAUCAACAGUUUAUUACUUCAAUCAAUCAAGUAUUACAAUGGUUUUGUUGAUACCUAUAGAAAAGCUGGCGAUUUGCCAAAAGAUUUUGAAAGUGAUGAUGUCCGCCCUAUACUAAUGUGUUUUUUUUGUAUGGCCCGCUGUUAUGCAAAAUACUUAACCAAUGAUAAAAAAGGAAAACUGGAGUAUAUGCAUAAAGAAAAAAGCUGUUAUAAAUUUAUUGUAAAUUACUGUGAUAAUCACCCUGAUAUGCCAAAGGUUUUUGAAGAGGAAUUAUCAGUGUCAAAGGAAAUGUAUGCAUUGUUUGAUACAAAAUUGAACAAUGUAAUGAACAGCAUGGCCUAAUUUUCAAUAAAUGAAUUUUUAGUUAUAAAAAUACAAUGUAAAGAACCAA
Messenger RNA from Hydra vulgaris (swiftwater hydra), 1989 nucleotides. Its product is annotated as KIF-binding protein. Gene Ontology annotation, biological process: microtubule cytoskeleton organization; neuron projection maintenance; central nervous system projection neuron axonogenesis. The record is from RefSeq and is a predicted model, not a curated record. Lineage: Eukaryota; Metazoa; Cnidaria; Hydrozoa; Anthoathecata; Hydridae. Gene Ontology annotation, molecular function: protein binding.